AUUAAACUCAUGCUGUAAUGUCAUCAUAAUAAAUAGAAGUUGUUUGCGUCGCAAGUGCAAGUAACAUUGACAUUGCUGCACCUAGCAACUUCAACUUCAUCUAACAAACAUGAAAAUAAGAUUUUUAUUCUUACUGAUUGUGGGAGUUUCAAUCGCCGAACCACCAUCCUGUAGCCCUCAAUUCAAAUGUUUUGAAUCUGAUCUCUACACUUAUGAAAUAUUAGGCAGUAAUUUCACAUGUCCACCUCGACAAAUAUGCAAUAAUGGUAAAACUUCCACUGAUUGUACACCAUGUGUCACUCUAGGAAAAGAAGUAUGUAAAUUUUCUUGUAUUACCGAUACGACAGGAACCCUACACGUAAGCAAUGUAAAGGGAGAUCAACCUUUUACUUGCCCAACAGAUCAAAUUUGUAAUGCUGAGUACCUAAACUCUUGUUCACCGUGCAUUCCAGUCGUCUGCGAACAGACAUACGAAUGUAAUCCACUAAAUCCCAAUGAAGUGAUUAUAGGUAACGCUGUACUGACUUGUGCCAACAAUAAAAUUUGUAACCAUUUAUAUAAACCUCCUUGUUCACUAUGCAUUGAAAAUUCUAAUGGAGUAACCACAACCACUACAACUACGACAACUACCACAGCGAAACCUGUUGAACCACCAAUUCAAUAUCCCCCAAAUUGCAAUGACGGUUUCAGUGCAACCCACCCAUGCCGUCCUGGACCAAGAAAAGGUGGUUAUUACUAUCAUUGCAGAGCAAUUGGCACCAAUUCAUAUGAUUACGAAGUAAAACUAUGCAAAACUCAAUAUGCAGAUGCAACUUGUGGUGGAAUCGCAAAUCUGUGUCUUGCAUAGUUUCAACAAACUGUCAAAAUAUUGCUGUAAUAAAUAUUAAAGUUUUUGUUAAUCCUUAUCUGAAUAUAGCACUAUAAAAGCAAAA
This is a messenger RNA of Dalotia coriaria, 932 nucleotides long. RefSeq lists its product as uncharacterized. Bases 110 to 847 code for a protein of 245 amino acids. The transcript is spliced from 5 exons. Lineage: Eukaryota; Metazoa; Arthropoda; Insecta; Coleoptera; Staphylinidae. The record is from RefSeq and is a predicted model, not a curated record.